UUUCAUUAAGUUCACCUUUUGUGCUCCAGUCAAGAAGUCGUAUGGGUUUGGCAUGACAUGAGGAAGAGUAGUGACAUGAUCUGAAAUAAGAACUAAGAAGUAAAAUAAGGUAUUUAUUUAUCAUUCAGGUAAGGUUUAUUUCUUAUAACCAAGUUGAUGCGGUUGUGUAGGACAUUGUCACAACUUGGGAAUCUUCAUCAGACAUUCAAAAUAUUUUAAUAGCAUCAUAAAAGAAACCCGUAUUUCAGGAUAAACAUCAGAUCAGUCAUGCACAUUAGCCAAGAUGUUUUUGAUUAGUCUUUUACUGAUAUCUGUGUGUUGGCAGGGGGCUGGACUCUGGAAACAGUCCGGAGCACAAAAACGAGAAGAUGCAAGUCAGAUUAUCACUAGCAGAGUUUGACACACACUGAAUCUGUUGGAUGGCUCGCACUGUUCUUCUCAUCGGCUGUCUGCUCGCCACAAUCAGCUGCUUAACCACAGCUCAAAGUACCACAUCAGUUAAUGCUAUUACUCCAUCACCUCAUGCAUCCAACGCAACCAACAUGUCGCCCAACGCAACCAACAUGGCGUCCAACGCAACCAAUAGGGCGUCCAACGCAACCACCAUGUCGCCCAACAGAACCAACACGGCGCCCAACACAACCACCAUGUUUCCCAAUGCAACCAACAUGUUGCCAAACAGAACCAACGCGGCGCCCAACGCAACCACCAUGCCGCCCAAUGCACCCAACAUGGCGUCCAACGUAACCACCACGUCACCCAACAGAACCAACACGGCGCCCAACGCAACCACCAUGUCGCCAAACAGAACCAACGCGGCGCCCAACACAACCAACACGCCACCUAAUGCAACUACAACGAAUGCAACAACUCCUCAGGCUCCAUUGUAUGGAAGUUGUGCGAAACCAGAUCUGUGCUGCUCUGGAUUGAAUAACAGCUGUCACCGCUUGAAUUGUUUUUGUGAUGUUGCUUGUCUGAGAUUAAAUGACUGCUGCCCUGAUUUUAAACCCACUUGCCUCGCAGUGAAAAACAGCACCAACAGCUCAAACACAUUUCCACUAACAGGGACGUGUUCACAUCCAACUCUGUGCUGCAGUGGCACAAACUUCAAUUGUUUCAGAGGUUGUUUUUGUGACGAGGCCUGCAAACAGCUCAAUGACUGCUGUCCCGACCUCAACAGCACCUGCAUUUUCAAUACCACAACUGCAGCCCCUCCAGUUAACUCCACUGCAUUACCGCCAUUCACUCCCAGUGCUUUGCCUCCAUUCACCCCCAGUCCAACCCCACCCAAAGAUGUUCUGACAUUGCUCACUAAUCUGGAGGUGGAGGUUUUGGCCGAGGAGUCGUCCACUGAAGCAGAGCGUCAGGCUGCACUGCUUCAGGUUGCCAAAUUGGUGGAGAGUUACUUACGAGGGUAUAAUGACAUCUACUCCUUUGAGGUCACGAGAAUUGAGCCGGUAUCACCAUGUGAUUGAGACAGAAAUCAACCAAGAGGAUGAUAAAUAAAAUAAAAUCUCACUGGACUUUUACUAUUUUAAUAUGAGAUCUGUUUAUUUAUGAUAACGGUUCAAUAAAAGCAUCGCAGUUGCUGACACAAACAUGUAAUUUUUUUUUUUGUAUUUUAGUCUUAAACACAAGCAUUGUGUAUGUUUGAUGCAGUCUAUGGAAAGUGAGAUCUGAGUUUGUUUUUUGGGAAGAUUUCUGUUUAUGGUGUAUGUUUAUUUUUUCUGUGCCUGGAUUCCUAAAUGUUUACCAUGCAAUUCAUGAAAUAAAUAUAAAUAAUUGGACUUUA
Molecule: messenger RNA, 1792 nt
Organism: Onychostoma macrolepis
Lineage: Eukaryota; Metazoa; Chordata; Actinopteri; Cypriniformes; Cyprinidae
Product: mucin-2-like
Exons: 8
Coding region: 420-1475 (351 amino acids)
Source: RefSeq, a predicted model, not a curated record